AUGAAAAAAUUUAAGUCUAACGUAGCUAACCUUAAUCAUAUAUAUCUUAGUAAAUGGCUUAUAUAUUACUAUGAAGCUUGGUCAUAUAAUAAGUCUCAAUCGAUUUUACGUGAGUAUGAAAAUUUUCGAAGGGGCGCUUUUCCUUUUGAUGAUCAGUCAAUUAAUCAUUUCAAAGAUGGUGUUUUUGAGUUUUGGUCCUGGGCUACACUGACUACAAAAGAGCUUGCAUUUGUAGCACAAAAAAUAUUUGGAAUUUGCAUAAAUGCAGCUUUACUUCAGGCCUCUAUUACUUAUCAACAUCAGUUGGAUGAUAAGGAGUUAUGUAAUUCUGAAGAAGAAUCCGAAGCCGAACUCUCUUCUGAUAUUGAAGAACUCUCUUCUGAUAUUGAAGAACAACCAUCUAAUAAAAAAGAUUGUGAAGAAUUGAAAGGAUUAAAGAAUGAUGAGGACUUAAACGAAUAUGUUGAAAAUUUUAAUGGUUUUGUUGAUGAGUGGGAAGAAUUACUUGAUCAAGAAGAAAAAGUGCAAAGAGAUGCAGAUGCCGAUUUGAAUUAUGAUCUAGAAGUGGAUAUCAAUGAUUAUCUACUUAAUCAAACACAUCCUGCAAUGAAAAUUGAAGCUAAAUGGAAUAUUUGUGAAAUAUUUAUUGAUG
Messenger RNA from Cetraspora pellucida, 652 nucleotides. The record is from the annotation of a GenBank genome assembly. NCBI's taxonomy places the organism in Eukaryota, Fungi, Glomeromycota, Glomeromycetes, Diversisporales, Gigasporaceae.